UCCCAAACUUCCAACUGUGAAUUCCGCAUUUAUUAGUCCCUAUCCCCGUGACCGAGCCCCAUAAUCGCUUGUCAAAUGGCCACGAACCAGCACGACCUCGAGCGGAUUCGCCAGCAGAUCGUGUUGGCCAACAUUCAGGAGCUGAUAAAGAAGAUGACACGUCGCUGCUUCGACGUAUGUAUCGCUAUGCCGGAAAUGGAGUUGCGCUCCACGGAGCGCGACUGCCUGGCCAACUGUAUGGAUCGAUUCAUGGACUCGGUUCAGGUGGUGUCGAGCCAGUACUUCCGUCGCCGGCGUCGCCAUCAGCAAAUUCGUUUGUCCCGUUCGACCGCCUCCUCCGCAUCACCACCAGCAUCCGCAUCCGCAUCCAUGCCCAAAUCCGCAGCAGCAAAUGAAUCUGAAUCCGCAUCUAGGGCCUCCAAUGACGAAAAGGUCAAAUAAUGGUUAAGUCUAGACAGAUAGCCACGUGUGGAGUUUAUUCCAAGUCGAAAACGAAGGCUGUUCCGUCGUAGCCCCAGAUCCCCAGUGUACUUGGGUGAUGGCCACUUGUCCACAUUGGUCAUCAUCCCAAAGCUUUCGAGGAUGAUUUCAUACUUCGAGACCUUUGGGAAGGGCAAGAAGGGGUCGUCUAGCUGGAAAUGAAAGUGGAUUUUCUGCAGGCGUGGCCAUCGAUGAUUUCUUGCUAUUGGUUCUUAACAAAAUCCUAGUAGAGUCUUAAGUAAAUGACGAUUGGCAGAAAAUAAAGAUGUCGUUCAGUGU
Messenger RNA from Drosophila melanogaster (fruit fly), 759 nucleotides. RefSeq lists its product as uncharacterized. The record is from RefSeq and is marked reviewed. The coding region runs from base 76 to 441 and encodes 121 amino acids. NCBI's taxonomy places the organism in Eukaryota, Metazoa, Arthropoda, Insecta, Diptera, Drosophilidae. Gene Ontology annotation, cellular component: mitochondrial inner membrane. The transcript has a single exon.